Poecilia latipinna (sailfin molly) is the source of this 2436-nucleotide messenger RNA. It is a transcript of the gene odad1, whose product is annotated as outer dynein arm docking complex subunit 1. Bases 129 to 1766 code for a protein of 545 amino acids. Gene Ontology annotation, biological process: cilium movement; outer dynein arm assembly. The transcript is spliced from 15 exons. The record is from RefSeq and is a predicted model, not a curated record. NCBI's taxonomy places the organism in Eukaryota, Metazoa, Chordata, Actinopteri, Cyprinodontiformes, Poeciliidae. Gene Ontology annotation, cellular component: axoneme.
GUUGCAUAGCAACGGUUGCUGUUAACUUGUUAACAGCUGCUGCUUAUUUCGGGGGAAGUUUGUAAUUUUUUGUUGGUUGUUGUUUUUAACCUUACUUACGACCCGCAGCUAUUAAGCUCAUCACAACAAUGGCCCAGGGAAGAUCUGUUGUGAGUGGACGUCCGGAAAAUCUUGAGAUGGAUGCUGAUGAAGUGGCAAAAUUGGAGAUUGCUGAACUUCAAAAUCAGUACAGGAUCAUGAAACAAAGAGAGCAGCGGGGUUAUGAGAUCCAGGCUCGGGAGCAAAUCCGCAAGCAAGAAAAGGAAAUUGGGAAUCUGCUGAAAGAACGAGAGAAGGUGCUUCAAAAUCUUAAUGCCUGCAAAAAUUUGCCUCGUCAACAGCAGGACCGUGAGGAGAUCCGGUCUCUGAUAGAGCAAAACAAAGAACUAGACAUUGAAAUGGAGAAGGAGAGGGAAUGCCAUAAAAAGCUGCAGACAGAGAUAUUGAGCAUGGAGACGAGAUUGGCAAAGAUGAGAAAAGGGGAGGGCGGUUGCAGUCUUUCCCAAGGUGCAAAGGCACGGAAGGUCAAGAAAAUUAUCCGCGACAUGGAAUCCAAUGUGAAGAGAGCUUCCACUCAAUUCAGUAGUCUGAUGACCAAAAACAGCCAACUGAAAGAGGAGCUGGGCACUCUUUGUAUAGAACGAGAACAUUUCCAGAAACUGCGCAAUAAUUUAGCAAAGGAAGUGCAAAAAAUCCGUAAGAACAUUGAGGAAAUGACCAGGCUGUCCACUGCUGCUUACGAUAUCAGGCAGGAGGCUCUGGCCAGGAUGAAAAUGCUGAGAGAGAAGGCAACGAAGGACCUGAUUCAGUACAACACUGAGAUGAAAGAACUUGAGAGGAUUAUAGCAAACGAGUAUACCCUGAAGAACUUCAUAAUGACCAAGUGCAAUGAGGAAUUGGGGCAUUUCGAUGACAAAAUGGGACCAGGACAAUUGCCAGGUGCGAUGACCCUCAAGAGGUUGCUCUCAGGAGAACAGACUGUGGACAACUUGAAGGACACGUUUGAAAAGCUACAGGCAAUAAUGGGCGAGGAAAACCUGGACCAGCUGGUCAAUAGUUUCAUCGAGGCUAAAGACCGAAACAUGGCCUUUCUCAUAUUCAUCAAUGAGCAAAACAGUGAGACUGUGAAACUGAAGGAUCAGAUCAACAAGCAGAUCAAGGAUGAGAUGGAGAAGUUUAACCAAGAAGAACUAAAGCAAGAGCAAAAGUAUCUCUCUUUGAUGAAAGACAUGGAAGGAAAAAUAAAGGAAGCUGAAUCUCAAACAGAGACUUAUGCAAGCCAAGCUGACUCCAUAAGCACGAUUCUGGACCAAAUCAAACAAGGGGUGGACAGCAUGUUCAAAGAUGUGGGGUGUGACUACGCAACAGUGGAGGAAAGGCUGGGAUUCACCUCCGGGAUCACAGAGAGCAACAUUAUAACAUACCUGGAUCUCAUAGAGGAGAAGACCAACGAGCUGCUCUCUGUGCAGGCUUUUCUCAAGUUUAAGGAACUGAAAGACGGCUUCGAUGCAGCCGAUCUGGCCAGAAGCAUUAUAGGUCAGAAACCUGACCUCAAGCGAGAUCUCAGUGCCCACACAUCUAUGAGCAGUUUGGAGGCUGGUCCAGAAGAGCCUCCUAUCACUGAUGAGGACGACCGGCCACUUUCACACGAGGAGCUUUGCAAGAAAAUAAUGAGACGGAAAACAGAAUGGUCAUCAAGGAGUCACACAAGCUACAAAAAUCUGUAACAAGCUUUAGUGGCAAACAGCACAUCCUGGAGGAUGGACUCAUGCGGUAUAAGCAGUGUUCUGUGGAGGACCCUUAAUAAUUAAUUUACCUUAACAAGUUCAAAACUAACAUUUUCAUUGUUGAUGCUGCUUUUAAUCAGACUUAUCAGCCAUUUUCCAAGAGACAGCACUGUGCAUACAGCAUGACCCACUCGUAUUUGAAAUAUUCCUGAAAUAUCAGACAAGGUUUGUUCAAUUAUAAACUGACUGCUUAUCAGCAGUUUCAUUUCUUAAUAGUUCUGCUGUGCACACAAUCUGAAUUCACUGAAGCAAUCUUUACAGUUCCCUUUUUCCCAGUCAGACACCUGUGUCUGGUCUUUGAUUAAAAUCAGCAGCAAAAAUAUAAAAGAAAAUAUAAUUUAUGAUUAACCGUAUUCUUUCAGCUUCUGAUUUUGUAAUAUUAGAUUGAAACUUUAAUUUAAAAAAAAAAAAAAAAAAACAUUUGCAAUGUUAAAGUGUGAAAAUAGUAAUUUACAAAGUAUGUGAUUGUUACAUUUUUUGUAGUUGUGGGUAAUAUGUGUUGUAAUUUUUAGCUUUGUAUUAGUGUGUUUAACAAUAAUAAUAUUGUUUUUACCUUAUGGAGAGAUUUGUGUUCCAAAUGAAUUACAAAAUAUAAAAUAACUUAUAAAAU